UCGAUCCUUCAGCUUACUUCCUCCUGUCCUACACGUAGCUUGCAGUCGCAUAACCUGGACGUAGCUUAUAAGUUAUUGUGAAAGCGAGUACUAGACGGAUAUUGGCCACGGUCAGGCCUAGAAUGCCACCCAGGGUUGUCCAAGCAACCGAUGUUGGGCAUGGCCCUCGUGCCUGGUAUGAAAGUCUACCGCCUAUCACACGCGCAUAUGGGACAGUCUUGGCUGUACUGGCUCUGUCGGCAAGCUUCAAAAUGAUCACCGGAUUUUACUUGGUUUUGAUUUGGCAACGGGUCUUUAGUCAUUUCGAGGUGUGGCGCCCGCUGACCACCUUCCUGUUCGGCGGCAGAGUGAACCUCACAUUGAUCUUUCACUUGGUCUGGCUGGUGACGUACGGCAAGGUGCUGGAGACGCAGGUCUUUCAGUUCCAGCCCGCCGACUACCUCUUCAUGCUGCUCUUCGGCGCGGCCUCCAUCUUGGCCAUGGGAGCCGUGCUGCAGUAUACGGUCGGCGUGGCCCUGUUGGUGAACGCGGCUGCUCUGAUCUUUAUGGUCAUGUACGUGUGGAGCCGCCAUUUCCCGGAUCAGGUGCUUUCCAUCUGGGGCCUAUUCACCAUCAAGGCCUUUUACCUGCCCUUCUUUUACGUGCUAUUGGACUAUCUGGUAACGACAGAAAUCCCCUGGGGGCCAUGCCUCGGCAUUGCGGCGGGCCACUUGUACUUCUAUUUAGAGGACCUGUACCCAGCCAUGGGAGGUCCAAGGCUGCUGAGGACGCCCCAGUUUCUAAAGAACCUCCUCGCGGACUGGGGCGUGGGCCGCCGCACCAAUACGCACGCGGCUCCGGGACAGGACGCCUUCCGUGCGUUCCAGGGGCGAGGACAGCGACUGGGCGCCAGCUGACGAGGGAAAGGAAAGGCGGGUAUGUGCAUGUGUGCAUAGUGCUAUGUUGUCCCUGUUGCGCGAGCUUUACAGAACUGCGAUUGUGCCGGGGUUGGGCGGGGUAAUGGGGAAACA
Messenger RNA from Volvox carteri f. nagariensis, 1010 nucleotides. RefSeq lists its product as uncharacterized. The transcript is spliced from 2 exons. NCBI's taxonomy places the organism in Eukaryota, Viridiplantae, Chlorophyta, Chlorophyceae, Chlamydomonadales, Volvocaceae. The record is from RefSeq and is a predicted model, not a curated record. Gene Ontology annotation, biological process: endoplasmic reticulum unfolded protein response. The coding region runs from base 123 to 896 and encodes 257 amino acids. Gene Ontology annotation, molecular function: ubiquitin-specific protease binding; misfolded protein binding. Gene Ontology annotation, cellular component: endoplasmic reticulum membrane; Hrd1p ubiquitin ligase ERAD-L complex.